Molecule: messenger RNA, 3186 nt
Organism: Larimichthys crocea (large yellow croaker)
Lineage: Eukaryota; Metazoa; Chordata; Actinopteri; Sciaenidae
Gene: papss1
Product: 3'-phosphoadenosine 5'-phosphosulfate synthase 1
Exons: 12
Coding region: 240-2114 (624 amino acids)
Biological process (GO): sulfate assimilation; 3'-phosphoadenosine 5'-phosphosulfate biosynthetic process
Molecular function (GO): ATP binding; sulfate adenylyltransferase (ATP) activity; adenylylsulfate kinase activity
Source: RefSeq, a predicted model, not a curated record
ACGGUUGAGGAAAUGCGUCAUCCCGUCGUCGUCGACGUCCACGCCGGGGUACGUGGCUCUUUCCUGGUUGUUGUGCCCAGCCUCGGCUCCCCUCCUCGGCGGCUCCGGGCUCCUCCACUCACCGGAGACAACCUGUGCCAAAAACAAAAUUAAAACAAAAAACAAAAUCUGUGUUAGCAAAAACAAAAGAGCCGAGCGUGUUCUCGUUGUGUUUGUUUUAAAAACAGGUUGAACCAGCCAUGGAGACUUAUGGCAACUCCCAUAAGAAACAGAAGCUAAGCAACGCUGCUGAGAGCUGGGGAAUGCAGCGUGCAACCAAUGUCACCUAUCAGGCUCAUCAUGUCAGCCGAAACAAGCGCGGGCAGGUUGUGGGCACAAGAGGAGGCUUCAGGGGAUGCACCGUUUGGCUGAGUGGUUUGUCCGGUGCAGGGAAAACCACAGUGAGCAUGGCUCUGGAAGAGUACCUGGUGUGUCAUGGUAUCCCCUGCUACACACUGGAUGGGGACAACAUCCGUCAGGGGCUGAAUAAAAACCUAGGCUUCAGCCCAGAGGACCGUGAAGAGAACAUCAGACGUAUUGCUGAGGUGGCCCGGCUUUUUGCUGAUGCUGGGUUGGUCUGCAUUGCCAGCUUCAUCUCUCCCUACAGCAGGGAUCGCCUCAAUGCCAGGAAGAUCCACGAGGCUGCAGGGCUGCCUUUCUUUGAGGUGUUUGUAGACGCUCCGCUGGAUGUCUGUGAGCAGAGGGACGUGAAGGGGCUGUACAAGAGAGCUCGAGCGGGGGAGAUAAGAGGUUUCACUGGAAUUGACUCAGAGUACGAGAAGCCAGAGGCUCCAGAGCUGGUGCUGAAGACCGACUCCUGCAGUGUGAAUGAGUGCAUACAACAGCUUGUUGACCUACUUCAGGAGAGGGAUAUAGUUCCUGUUGAUGCAUCUUAUGAAGUGAAAGAGCUGUACGUUCAGGAGAAUAAGCUGGACCUGGCUAAGGCGGAUGCAGAGACUCUGCCUGCUGUCCAGAUCGGGAAGGUGGACAUGCAGUGGGUGCAGGUGCUGGCCGAAGGCUGGGCCACUCCUCUGAAUGGCUUCAUGAGAGAGAGAGAGUAUUUGCAGUGUCUUCAUUUUGACUGUUUGCUGGACGGUGGCGUUAUCAACCUGUCAGUGCCUGUGGUGCUGCCGGUGUCUACUGCUGAUAAAGAGCGUUUAGAUGGUGUGACAGCCAUGGCCUUGGUUUACGAGGGCAGACGAGUGGCCAUCCUACGCAACCCUGAGUUUUAUGAACACCGCAAAGAAGAGAGAUGUGCUCGCCAGUGGGGAACCACCUGCAAGGACCACCCCUACAUCAAGAUGGUGAUGGAAAGUGGGGACUGGCUGGUCGGGGGAGACCUGCAGGUUCUGGACAGGAUCUGCUGGAACGACGGACUGGAUCAGUAUCGACUGACACCCACUGAGCUCAAACAGAAGUUUAAAGAAAUGAAUGCAGACGCUGUGUUCGCCUUCCAGCUCCGCAACCCAGUCCACAACGGCCAUGCUCUCCUGAUGCAGGACACCCACAAGCGUCUCAUCGAGCGAGGCUACCGCCGCCCAGUCUUGCUGCUCCACCCACUGGGAGGUUGGACCAAGGACGAUGACGUGCCGUUGCCUUGGCGAAUGAAGCAGCAUGCCGCCGUGCUGGAGGAGGGCGUACUGAAUCCAGACACUACCAUCGUAGCUAUCUUUCCUUCACCCAUGAUGUACGCCGGGCCAACUGAGGUUCAGUGGCAUUGCAGAGCUCGAAUGGUGGCCGGCGCCAACUUCUACAUCGUAGGCCGUGACCCUGCAGGCAUGCCCCACCCUGACACUGGAAAGGACCUGUACGAGCCCACUCAUGGGGCCAAGGUCCUCACCAUGGCUCCAGGCCUCAUCACCCUUGAAAUUGUACCCUUUAAAGUCGCUGCUUACAACAAGGUCAAAAGAGCAAUGGACUUUUACGAUCCCAAAAACCAUCAAGACUAUGAUUUCAUCUCAGGCACACGCAUGCGGAAGAUGGCUCGCGAGGGAGAGAAUCCUCCUGACGGCUUCAUGGCGCCGAAGGCCUGGGCUGUGCUGAAAGAAUACUAUAAGUCACUGGAGAAGGCCUAAAGGUCGAGUCUUAGAUGAAAGAAGCGAAACCAUGGAAACACAUUGGUUGCUACUGGUGUUUUAAGAUGACAAAUGUGGGGACCACUCAUCUACUAUCAAAAACCACGCUCUGGCUUCUGUAUGCGUCACUCAUACACUCUCUGUCUCAGUUGUUUUUAGCCUCAUCAUGUUUGUGUUUUUAACUGUACGUACUUCACUUCGCUCUGACGUCUGUGAAAUAUAGUUGGAGAGGUCAGAGGUGAGAGAAAAACAAAAAAAGAUCAAAGUAUGUUUGUGUUUCUCACUAACUUUAUAACUGUAUUCUGAUGACUGGUUACAAAAAUACUGUGUAAAAAAGAUUCAUAGUGACCUGUAUGGAAAGUACUGUUGACCAGUGCUUGAAUAGGCGCGGAUGAAUGUUGAGUAUUCGUGAUGUCCAAGUUUAAAAAAAAAAAAGGUUAUUGCACCUGCUCGAGUUCGUUUAACUCACUACUGAAACCCAAACAAGUUGCUUUGUACUGUAUGUUUGCAAGUGGCAGCGGUAAUUGCUCAGAAUUUGGUGUACACAAGUAUUUGAUGUAAAAGUUGAGUGCCUUGGUCUUCAGGAAAGUGGAUUCAUAUGAUCAUGGUCUUGUUUGAAUUAGGACACAUACACACACCUGCUUCUCGUCCCACUUGUCUUAAUGUUACACUGUUACUCUGUCUAGUUUUUCAAGAAACCGUCUGCAAUACAGAUUAGUAUUAAAGAUGUUUUUUUAUUGGGAUAUGCAACCCUAACCUUCCUAACCUCCAAGGAAAAACUUUUCUUUUUAUCAUAUUUAGUCUAUUUAUUGUCUUCUAACUUUUCUCUUAUUUUUUUUUAAAACUGUUGUGCACGUAGUUUUGGUGCUUGUCUCUGAGUCUUGAUAUUUUGUUACGUUUUCAUCAUUUGUAUAAUUUUUUUUCCCCCUUUCCCCCUCAUGGGUUGCUAAUAUUUUCCAUGUGGUAAUUCAUUUUUAAGAGUUGGCCUGUAUAAACAGAUGGCUGAUGGUUACCAUCAAGGGAUCAGAUUUGUAAUCUUCCUUGUCCAAUAAACCAUUUUUAGCGAAAAGAA